AUGGGGGCCAAAAAGCCACCAAAGGUACCGAAGGUACCAGGAGUGCCAAAUUCAUUCUUCGGUCCGGCGGGGCCCGCAGUUCCAUCGCCAGUACCAGCGCUAUCAGCGGAAGAUCAAGCAGCAGCAGAUCAAGCGGCGGCAGACCUCCUAGCGCAACGGCUAAUAGAAGAAGAUAUGGCCAAGGAAGAAAAAGCAGCGGCAGAUGCGUUAGCGGCAUCUAAAGCAGCGGCAGAUCUAGCAGCGGGUAAAAAACCUCCUGCACAACCGCCGUUCGAAGCUGCACCAGACAUUCAAGAUGAUCCUGUUGCAUUGGCUGCCAGAUUGGCUCCUGCACGCGUGAGAAUUUCGGAUGUAGGAAGAUGGAACUUAUUACCCACACUGGGCGCCGGGCUCCACCCAGUAUCAACGUCUGGUGCAGGCCUUUUGUGUGCCAUGUAUGCUAUGACUCUCAGUUACAGCGCCGCGCGAGAUCUUGCGGCCCCCGUGGGCACACCUGUUCCAUUAAGAGACAAUCCAACCGCCGAGGAGUUGAUAGAAUUUGUGGGAACCGACGAAUUCUGGGCCGAGGCGGUAGAAUAUAUGAAAGAGGCUGAUAUGGUUGAUUUUUUUAAUGCUGCUACAGGAGAACCGCUUUCUAGUAAGGAGAUACUAAGACUAACCAAGUUGUAUAUAUCAGACGAGCCAAGAAAUUACAACAUAACUACACUCUUUCCGAUCCUCAGAUGGCUGAACCGCAAAUACGGAACGCAUUACGUUAUCGGGAGUUUUGUUCACGGAUUCAAUGUUAGAUGGGAUAUCAAAAAUAAAAUCUGGGAGGUAGAUUACCAGGACCCAACGCAGGAUCGAGAUAUGGGAAGAGGGGUCAACCCAUAUUUGUGGCUUUGGAACGACAAUGCAGAGAGUGAAACAAGAUCGCUUCAUAAUGGUGAUGAGGCUAUAAGCCACUGGAUGGGGUUUUCAACAUUGCACAGAAAUCUAGAUCAAGAUUUAAUCGAUGAAUCUGAAGCGUGGUUUGGAAAUGAGGUUGACGCUUAUCUAGAGGAAGGUGUUUGGAUAGUUACGGCCGAUGUUGAAGGAUACCAAGCGGACCUUGAAGAUCACCAAGAUCCUAGAGAGCUUAGAUUGUUUACUGGUCAUUUUGUUAGGGAGCCAACGAUAGCUCCAAUUGAAGAUGCCCCGGAUGGUUACAUGUGGGUACAAGGAGGCCCAUUUUGGGACGGAAUUCUGAACGAAGGACUGGUUGGAAUCGUUCCAAUGAAUAGUAUAAAGAGGAUCACGAAAGACGUUCUCAGAAUUGCACAUGAUGCUGCUGGCGCAACUGUUGCCAAUAUAAUUAAGAACUCUAGCGUUAAAAAAACCGAUAAGGGUCUAUGGCAAGAUUUCUUGGUCCACCGUGCCAUUGAGCCGACCACGAAGAUCGGUGCAAAAUACGCCAAUCCAAAUAACCCAGCAAAGAAGUUUGUUGCAGGUUUCGCAUUCGAAGAUGGCGAAUUUCUGGUUGACACACAAGAACCACUCAGAUAUCUACGCCCUCGCAUGAUAAAAUUGGAUGGAACGAGAGGAAGAGUCAAACCUCGUAACCUUCAGUACUUGGAAAGGGCAUGGAGGCUACCCGAGGUGCUCCCCAUUCCAGCCUCAGGUACCAAGAAGAUACCAACCACUUCAGCGCCGCCUGGUAAAAAAAACCUUUUAGGCACAUCCAAUAAAUCAGAUCCUAAAUACAGAUAUAGACCUACCAUGAAAGCAGAAGACUUUAAGAUAGCGGACCUAAGAAACCACUGCAAAGCUCGAGGCAUGGUCGCCAAAGAUUAUGGGAGGAAGAAGGUCACGAUGUUGGCUAAGCUUAUCGAGCACGAUGAAAAGAACGAUAAUGCUGUCCGACCCACGGGGAAUCAGCCGGCUAAACCAGCUGAUUCUAGCCACUUCCUACCUAUGAGACGUGUCAUGGUAGAUAUCGCAAAAGACGCCGGCCCACCUAAAAUGCCUCCAUUUUUCGCAACAGAAAUAGUAGUGGAGUUGGGUAAAGGUGACAUUGUCAAUCCUGCGACUUGGAUAAUCGAUUAUGAAGGUCAUGUUGGCAGGAUUGAUGAUGAUAAUCUUGAGCCAAUAGAGAGAGCUUGGGGGAUAGAACUUGAUCCAAUCAGGUGGAAUCUGGCUUUAGAUGCGAUGAAAAAGGAAGUGGGCUAUGAUAAGCCUCCCAAGCCCGCAGGUAAACCUGCAAGCAAGCCUCUCGACCCUAACGCUAAUCCUGCCGCCAACCCUGCAGUCAAAACUGCCGCCAAACCUGCAGCAAAACCUGUAGCCAAGCCUGCAACCAAGCCCGCCGGCAAGAAAGUGGCUUUUGAAAAUCCUCCAUCUCCAGGCUCUGCAGCUCCAGGUGUUCCGGCUCCAAAUUCCCCAGCUGGAAAGACGGUAGGAAAAAGACCUGCUUCUUCCUCUGCGGAGCCUGCCAACAGAAAGACAAAGAAGAAGAAGAAGAAGUGA
Messenger RNA from Botrytis porri, 2484 nucleotides. RefSeq lists its product as uncharacterized. The transcript is spliced from 2 exons. The coding region runs from base 1 to 2484 and encodes 827 amino acids. Lineage: Eukaryota; Fungi; Ascomycota; Leotiomycetes; Helotiales; Sclerotiniaceae. The record is from RefSeq and is a predicted model, not a curated record.